AUGCGCAGAACCUUCCCCGCAAACUCGGAACAACAAUUCGACGAGGCCUAUCGCAAGGCCAAUCUCGUCUGCAGUAAGGCCGAACUGCCGGCGUACAACAACAGGCCGAACAAGCAUGGGUCGCCGAGGAGGCUCAAAAAUGCGUUCUUCAUUCCGACACGGCGAACAAUGAUCAUUUUCAACAUUUUGAUCUCAACCACAACUCAGUCGCGGGAUGUUAUCCGGCAUGCGGGACAGGCGUGGCAGAGGUUGAGCGCAGGGGAGAGGCGCGUCUACGUUCUGGCGGCCAGUGUGGUGGAAAAGAAGUUUUACGAGGACAAUCCGGGUUAUGUGUAUAACCCAAGAAGGGGGCCGCUCGAAACAGUGUCCGCCACGGCGACGACGGAUGAACGAAGGGGAGUUUGCCGAGCUGUACGAACGAUUCUCGGAUCCGGCGGACACUAUUUAUUCCAUAAAAACUUGGAAUGGGUUUUCUUGGAACGGACCGUAGACUCGG
This is a messenger RNA of Paraglomus occultum, 496 nucleotides long. The record is from the annotation of a GenBank genome assembly. Lineage: Eukaryota; Fungi; Glomeromycota; Glomeromycetes; Paraglomerales; Paraglomeraceae.